Molecule: messenger RNA, 4311 nt
Organism: Symbiodinium natans
Lineage: Eukaryota; Dinophyceae; Suessiales; Symbiodiniaceae
Source: the annotation of a GenBank genome assembly
AUGGGAGGUUGUGUGGCAAGCGCGCUUCCCUGCAAAAGCAGCUCAUUAAAGGGAGAAGUCGAGACGGUCCAGUCAGCAAAAAUGGCGGGUCGUGUUCCAGGCGUUACGGUCUCCGUGGAGGCUGUCCAGAUGGAGAUUGCAGAGAAGAAGAAAAGUCCUAGUCCACUUUUAGAGGCGGUCAUGGCGGGCCGCAGCAUGGAUAUGGAGCGGGCUCGGGCAAUUGCCAAGCACAUCGCUAAGCCGGACUACACGCUUGGGCAGUACUUCCAGGACCUCAUGGCCACUUUUCCAGAGCUUCAUCUGUUUGGCCUCGAGGGAAUGUCGGCAGACACUCCGGAAUUCAAGCGUGACUUCCUCUAUGGUGGCAGGGUGGCUGGGGAUGAGUUCCAGCGAACGAUUGGAGCAUUUUUUGCAAUCUACUGGCUGGUGCGCGCGAACAUUGACGGCAAGCACGGGUUUUGCCAUGGGGUCGAUGACUCGUGGAGGCCCAUGGCAUCUCGCGAGGGCGAGAGCGACAAAUGUCGUGUUUUCUAUGGCGACGACACAAUAUGGAACCAUUUCCACGACCUGAUGCUCGAUGCAGGCAUUCUCGUGCAGACGAAGGGCUCAAAGCUCGAGGUGGACUGUGAGACCAUCCUUGCCCUCUUGGUACUGACGGCGCUGCAUGAUGUCAUGAAGGUCAGCUUGCUGCUGCCGGUGGUGGCAAAGGCCGAUGCCCCAUACCGCGGCUAUGGCGAGUCAGAGGUUGUUGCCGACCAUGACAUGGCCAUCUUCUACCUGAUUGAACGCUAUCCGCAGCUUUUGCCAUCCCUGAGCAGCUUGAAGCCCGACCUGCAGUCGUCUGUGCGGAUGGUGCUCAGCGGCCUUGCCUUCAACAAUGGAUGGUUCGUGCAAGCAGAGGCCCCGCCAGGGGCGGUCCUUCGCGGCAUCAAGGCGGCAAUCACCUCGCAGAACAAGUCGGACCGGCAGCUCAGCAAGCGUGACUUGAGCCUGUACUUUGUGCAUUGGCUAACCGAUUUGGCGGGAGCAGAGCCUUCGCCUCUGCUGGGCUGCCUGAAGCUCACCAGCCAACUACCUCUUCCAGUUCUCAAGAGCUUCAUGGAGUCGGUGAAGUACAUUCAGCAGCUGGCAGAUCGCACGGAGACCGAGGUCAUGGAGAGCUACUUGAAAGACCGGUGGAGAAACGCUCAGCCACCAGUGGGUCCCCUGCCUGCGGGCCCCGAGGCUCUUGUGAAGACACGACUGCUUUGCAUGGCGCAAGGCAUGGCGACCCAAGUGCUGGAGGCCUUUGACAAGCUCAGCGAUUCGGACAAGGAGGUGCUCAGCGUCGAGAUGGCACGGACCGGCACGGAGAAUCAAAGCUUCUCGGAGGGAUUCGUGCCAGCAAGCGUGCGAGACCGCCUGGCGGGCCCGGCCUUCUUGGUCUACUAUGGCCCGGCCUUCUUGCAGAGGAUGAACAACGACAGCCCAGUGAGGCGCUUGGAGAUUUUGGCCGAGAUCUACCGUCGUGCUCGGAAGCUUUGGCCUGCUGCCAGCGAUCAAGCCGGCAAUUUCGUCACCCUGCGAAUCGAUGCCAUCACCAUCCAAGGGAAAUGGAGCUCACGUGAUCCCGAACUUCUGCUGCUGAGGAUGUGCAGCAACAAGCAGGCGGUCCUUGAAAGGAAGCCCGGGGACCCCAAGACCACGAACUUUAAAGAAGAGAACACGGAGGUCUUGUUUGCCCCGGAUGUGCCCAACGGUCUUGUCGGCAAAGGAAUUUGCUCUCAAGAGGAUAUGAUCAAGCAGGUGAGCAAUGAGAUGCUCACUUCCGGUCGUUGGUAUCGCAAAGUGGCUUUUGCUUUCCUGCGCCCUGCUCAAGCAGGAGAGAUCAUCACCACUGUGGUGGAUGGCAAAGAGGAGACGGUGAACACGGCAGUCGAGGGCGACUAUGUGGUGCAGGCCAACACCCGGUGGAAAGAGAAUUACAUCCUAUCCUAUGCGACGACAUCAGCAGCUUAUGACCUGGAUACCCCACUGGAAAUCCCACACGGCCGCGAGGAUGCACAGCAGCUGCGCAAGGAUGGCUACCGCUGCUACAGGUCCCGCACGCGCAUUCGCGCCUUACGUGCCACGGAAGAGUUCCUCCGGAGGCAUUGCCCAUCGAAGAAGUUCAUGGCAAAGUGGGGCACACCAUGCUCAGUGGAAGUCGAUGACAUCAUUGCUGCUCAAGUAAGCCCAAGCUCCACGGUGACCGAGAUCUACCGGAUCGAAAAAACAGUCUUCCGAGUGACGCUGGGGGAAGUCCCACCACAAUUGCUCGGAGGGACCUUACUCCACUUGGCCGAAGGUGCCUUGGGCAGCUCGGGCUCCAAGCUCUCGGUCACGGUGCAGGAGGAAUCGCGGCUGUAUGUCGUCGUGGAGGUCCCCCCCGUUGGGCCCAGCAAACCGGGCAGCUCCAGAGGGACUCUGUCUUCGGCCUUGGCCCACCACCCGCGUUGGCUUUCCGAGGGCGAGGAGACGCCGACCUGGCAACGGCCUGUGCCUGAAGGUGGCAAGCGUCCUCCCCGACCAGAUCUUAUGAUGUUCAGCACUCUGCUGCGCGUCGACACGCCCACAGCCCUGCCGGAAGUGCACGUGAAUGGCGACGUUCCACGGGCCUUUGCUGUGGUGGUGAAAGUGGCCACCGCCAGCGUGGGCAUCACCGUUUCUUCCAGCAGCAACGUGCAAUAUGAGCGAAGAGCGCUCAUGGAAGAAGGGGUGACGCCGUGGAUCGAUCGAGACCAUAAAUACCUGGACGUACCAGACAACUUGAAAGGAGGCGUCCUCUUUCCGGGCCCCUUCAAGGACGUCCCUGCCGACACAGUGCUGACAGUCAAAACCGACGCCUCGGCCCGCGUGUACGUGAUCACCGAGAGACGUUCCGGCUCCCAAGGGCGACCAAGCUGGGCAGAGCAGUUGGAAACAGCCGGCUGGCGCGCAGAGGAGUCGGCGCCCCGCUGGCAUGACAUGGCCACCAUGCGAUGUUUGGGAAGGAAGUGCCCGGCCGGCUGGUCGCUGGCGCUGCCGCCUUGCCACGCUCCGCCAGGCGAAGGCCCCGUCUUUAGCCUGAUCGUUGUGCCGUCUGCUGGUCAACCCACCGCACCACUGGAAGCCAGCUGCCUUUGCUCUGAUGGCGAGGAGGUCACGGCAUCGGCGGCCUUGUCCUUCGUAGCACCCGAGGCGGCCAGCCUUGGGCCAGGACUGGAAUUGCAAGAGGUUCCUGUCUGGAUGCAAUCGCCGGACGCCACGCUGGUGCGGGCGGACCUCGACUUGAGCGAAGCAGCUCGUCGAUUCACGCUCCGCGCAGAAGCACCUUCGGUCGUCUAUGCUUUGCUUCUCAAGUCUGCAACCAUCAGCUCAUCCUGGGCUGAAGACGGCUGGGAACCGCGGGAGCAAGCCCCGAGCCUGCGCCGCGAGGGCGAGGAGAAGCCUUUGCCUUUGAUGGUCCUGGCCAAGAGAUGCCAGGCUCGGCAGCUGACCUGCUCACCUCCCAUCACGGACACGUCCGCGGACAAGGAGGUGCUCGCGCUGGUGGUCAAGGUUGACGUCGAAGCCUUCGACGCCUGUGCAGAGUGCAGCGACGGCCUGGCAUUGUUUGGCUCACCCGUGAAGGAGGCUGGCUUGCUAUGGACGGAUCGUCAGAAUCGUCUGGCCUUCGUCUCGGGCUGCCUGCGGGCCGGCCUCGUCUUGCGAGCACCGCACGAGCUGAUGACAAGGCCAGGCCAUCACCUUCGCCUCAGGGCCUCUGGCGCUUGCCGCGUCUAUGUGGGCAUUGAGGCUACAUACGGCGCGGAGGUUCCCCGCAACGGCGGAGGAUUGAUUGAGCUCCUGCUUCGCUUGGGCUGGACUGCUGAAAGCGUGAAGGAGGUAUCUGCCCCUGCUUGGGGGGACAAGACCUCCAACAUGCGAAUGCUGAGUCGAAGGCUCACCGAAGGCCAAGAGCUUGAGAUGCCUCUCCGCGGAUUGGACCCCACCCCCUCCGAGGAGGCGCCGCUGCUCUUGCUCUUGGUGGUGGUGAGCAUCGCGGGUGCCGAAAGCUUCGGCAAGGAGCUGAAGCGCUCAUUUGGGGCCUGGGCAUCUGAAGAGGGCGGACUGACGGCGGAGGCGCUCUCCACACUGCUCCGUGUCCUGUGCCCACUCUCCGAUGCAGAACGGCAAGCGGUGGUUGCGCAAGCUAUGGCGACAACAACGGGCACCACGCGGAAAGUGCUGCCGCCUGACGAUUUCGUGGAGAAGCUCCUACUUUUCGGCUCGGAGGCUGAGCGAAGAGCUGAAGCCACGUCAGAGAGCUGA